Molecule: messenger RNA, 617 nt
Organism: Amyelois transitella
Lineage: Eukaryota; Metazoa; Arthropoda; Insecta; Lepidoptera; Pyralidae
Product: chorion class A protein L11-like
Exons: 2
Coding region: 36-617 (193 amino acids)
Source: RefSeq, a predicted model, not a curated record
AUUCCAAGUUCUGUGUGGAACAUUAAAAAAAAAUCAUGUCCACUUUUGCAUUCCUGUUACUGUGCAUCCAAGCUUGCUUAGUCCAGCAAGCCUUCAGCCAAGCCAUAUUAAAUGGUUAUGGCCUGGGUCCAUCUUACGGAGCUAUUGGCUAUGGCGGAUCUGAAGUGACUGCCGUUGAGGUCGACACAUAUGGCGCAGGAGCGAUUGGCUACAAUGGCGGUUUGGCUGGAAUCGGCGGCUUGGGUGUUGGCAACUUGGGACUGGCUGGCAUCAACAACAUAGGACUCGCUGGUGCCGGUGGAUUAGGAUUGGCUGGCAUCAACUCUGGACUUGGUCUUGGAAUAAACUCCGGUCUCGGUUUGGGAGUUGGCAAUGUCGGAAUUGGCGGACUUGGCGUUGGCUCGGUCGGUCUUGCCGGCGUCGGCGCUGGCUACGGCGGUGUGGGUAACGGCGCUCUCGCCGUCGCUGGAGAGCUGCCAGUCUCUGGCACCACCAUCGUCAAUGGCGCCGUGCCAGUGCUUGGCGCUGUGACCUUCAGUGGCAGCCUGCCCGCUGCUGGCGCAGUCUCCAUCUCCGGCAACUGUGGAUGCGGUGGCACCCCAUACGGAACCUUCUGA